This is a messenger RNA of Cucurbita pepo subsp. pepo (vegetable marrow), 2292 nucleotides long. Its product is annotated as serine/threonine-protein phosphatase 5. The record is from RefSeq and is a predicted model, not a curated record. Lineage: Eukaryota; Viridiplantae; Streptophyta; Magnoliopsida; Cucurbitales; Cucurbitaceae. Gene Ontology annotation, molecular function: protein binding; hydrolase activity.
UGAUUCUAUGCAUUAUUUUUCGAUUCCAAUUGUUUGUUUAGAGAAUAUCUGAAACAUGGUGAAACGACAGGAGAAAAAACAGGAAUAACCAGAAGAGGAAAGUGGAAGAGAAUAUCAAACAAUGGAUCUCACCUUCUUUUCCUCUUUCCACUCCUCCCUCUCAGACCACAGCCGAACUGUUAACUACACAGAUUUCAUCUGAAAUUAGGGCUCCUCUGUACCAUUGAAUUUGCUCAUCUCUGAGAUCGUAUACAUCAUCCACCCCUUGCACCAGUAGCAUCGUAUUAGGUACAUGUUGUUUCUGUAUCUAUGGAGGACCAUAUUGAACAGGUUAGCGACAAUGAAAGGGAGGUACUGUGGAACAUAUGAAGUGUUAACUUCUUAAGUGACUUCGUAUUAGGGAUUAGGGAAUGCCCAAUAUGGAUAUCAACAAGUCCAAUGCCAUGCACGCGGAAGAAAUUAAAUGCCUAGCCAACCAAGCAUUUGCAGCUCACAAAUAUGUUCAAGCUAUUGAUUUAUAUACGCAAGCUAUUGAACUCAACAAUCAGAAUGCUAUAUACUGGGCAAAUCGAGCAUUUGCACACAUGAAGCUAGAGGAGUAUGGUAGUGCGCUAGAGGAUGCAUCAAAAGCUAUUGAAGUCAAUUCUAGAUAUUUCAAGGGUUAUUACAGGCGUGGUGCUGCCUAUCUUGCCAUGGGGAAGUUCAAAGAAGCACUUAAAGAUUUUCAGCAGCUCAAGAAGAUGUGUCCUAAGGAUCCUGACACUAUCAAGAAGUUGAAGGAAUGUGAAAAAGCAAUUGUGAAGCUUAAUUUUGAAGAAGCUAUUGCAGCUCCAGUGCCACAAACGGAUUCUUCGGUCAAUUCUAUUGAUUUCCACCCUGUAGGGAAAGGUUCAAGUUCAACGUCAUUACCGACCCAAAUGGCUAUAGUAGCAGCAGCAGUAGCAACUACAGCAGUCGCAAUUUCAACUCUUAGCGCAAAAGUUGCCACAUUAGUAGCUGCAAUAGCAGUGGUGGUGCUGAUAAUCAUGGGCACACGUUGGUGGGGUGGUAGUGAAGGCGGUAUCAAUGCAAAGACUCUAGAUGUCGAACCACAGUAUUCUGGAGCAAGAAUAGAGGGAGAUAUCAUAACGUUGGGUUUUGUGAAGAAAAUGAUGGAUGAUUUCAAGAACCAGAAAUCCUUACACAAGCGCUAUGUAUUCCAGAUUCUUCAGCAAGCAAAAAAAAUAUUUAAAGCUCUUCCAUCUUUAGUUGAUAUAACAAUUCCUGAAGGCAAGCGCCUCACAGUUUGUGGUGAUGUCCAUGGUCAGUUUUAUGAUCUCUUAAAUAUUUUUGAGCUGAAUGGUCUGCCCUCGGAAGAUAAUCCUUAUCUGUUUAAUGGCGACUUCGUGGAUAGGGGAUCAUUUUCCUUGGAGGUCAUUCUGACCCUGUUCGCAGUUAAGUGCAUGUCUCCAUCAGCUAUACAUCUCUCCAGAGGAAAUCAUGAAAGCAAGAGUAUGAACAAAAUGUAUGGUUUUGAAGGCGAGGUUAAGACGAAGCUGAAUGAAACAUUUGUAGAACUGUUCUCAGAAGUAUUCUGUUGUUUGCCUUUGGCUUAUGUAUUGAACAAGAAGGUUUUUGUCGUUCAUGGAGGCCUUUUUAGUGAUGAUGGGGUAAAACUCUCUGACAUAAGAGCAAUAAACCGUUUUCGCGAACCUCCAGAGGAAGGAUUAAUGAGUGAAUUGCUAUGGAGUGAUCCGCAACCUUAUCUCGGACGAGGUCCCAGUAAACGUGGUGUGGGUCUCUCCUUUGGUGAAGAUGUAACAAAAAGAUUUUUGCAGGACAAUAACUUAGAUUUACUCGUACGUUCUCAUGAGGUGAAAGAUGAAGGCUACGAAAUCGAGCAUGAUGGUAAACUCAUCACCGUAUUUUCUGCUCCAAAUUAUUGUGAUCAAAUGGGCAACAAAGGUGCUUUUAUUCGUUUCGAAGCACCCGAUAUGAAGCCAAACAUCGUCACAUUCUCGGCCGUGCCACAUCCUGACGUGAAGCCUAUGGCAUAUGCAAACUUCUUCCAGUUCUUUCAAUAGCUAACGUUUACUGCUUUUACACCAAGAUUUUACGUUCUACAGGAAUCACUGAAGAAGCUGAUGCCAAAAUGGCAAAUUUCAGUACCCAUCUAUUGAUUCUCUUACAUAAAUAUUUUGCCACUGACUUGUGACUUAUGAAUACUCCACAUUUCCAGUUUUGAUCGAAUUUUGCCUGCCAAUCAAAUCCAUAUUUGUAUUAUAUUGUAUGUUUUAUAAUUUGUCUACUGUA